AUGUACAACUCGUUUAAUCGCAUCCAGAAUGUAUUUGGCUUCUUCACGACAGUAGCCUGCGUCUUUGGCGCCUUUAUUGCCGCCACCGACCUCUUCUCUCCGCGCGAGCCGUCCGGCGUCAUAACACCCGAUAAAAUCCAAGUCGUCAAGGGCCGCCCUCACUACUACAGCACCAGGAAGGAAGAGUACGCCGUCAUCCGCUUCUCUCUCGACGCCGACCUCUCCAGCCUAUUCACCUGGAACACAAAGAACCUCUUCGUCUACGUCACCGCCGACUGGCCCGGCCCCGACAACACGACAAACUCGGCCGUCAUUUGGGACAGCAUUAUCACCAACCCCAGCGCCGACCAUCUUCUGAACAUUGGACCCGCUACGUUGAAGAAACUCCGAAAGAGCUCCGCCGGAAAGUCCAUCGACCCAAAUCGCGGCAAGCUCAAGCUUAAGAACCAAAAGCCCAAGUAUCAGAUCACGCAUCCUUCUGGCAAGAUUGCCCAGACGGCAGAUGUCACACUGAAGCUGCACUACAAUGUCCAGCCUUGGGUUGGUCUGCUGACCUGGAACAUGCCGAAGGACCUCUUCCUUUGGAAGACCAUGUCCGGAGGCCAGAGCAAAAAGGUUGCCCUCCCAGCCCUCAAGGUCAAGGAGUCCAAGGACACCAAUUCCAAAACCAGCACCAAGGCCAAGAAUGCCAAGGCAUAA
Molecule: messenger RNA, 699 nt
Organism: Akanthomyces muscarius
Lineage: Eukaryota; Fungi; Ascomycota; Sordariomycetes; Hypocreales; Cordycipitaceae
Exons: 3
Coding region: 1-699 (232 amino acids)
Biological process (GO): protein targeting to ER
Cellular component (GO): membrane; signal peptidase complex
Source: RefSeq, a predicted model, not a curated record